This is a messenger RNA of Dipodomys ordii (Ord's kangaroo rat), 2372 nucleotides long. It is a transcript of the gene Trim28, whose product is annotated as tripartite motif containing 28. The coding region runs from base 1 to 2190 and encodes 729 amino acids. Gene Ontology annotation, molecular function: transcription corepressor activity; zinc ion binding; protein binding. The record is from RefSeq and is a predicted model, not a curated record. NCBI's taxonomy places the organism in Eukaryota, Metazoa, Chordata, Mammalia, Rodentia, Heteromyidae. The transcript has 17 exons.
AUGCGCGCGCACCUAGGUGCCUCGGCGGUGGUGGACUGUCCGGUGUGCAAGCAGCAAUGCUUCUUGAAAGACAUCGUCGAGAACUACUUCAUGCGCGACAGCGGGGGCAAGGCCGCCUCCGACGCCCAGGAUGCCAACCAGUGCUGCACUAGCUGUGAGGAUAACGCUCCCGCCACCAGCUACUGCGUGGAGUGCUCCGAGCCGCUGUGCGAGACGUGUGUGGAGGCGCACCAGCGGGUGAAGUACACCAAGGACCACACCGUGCGCUCCACCGGGCCAGCCAAGUCUCGGGAUGGUGAACGUACUGUCUAUUGCAGUGUGCACAAGCAUGAACCCCUUGUGCUGUUCUGUGAGAGCUGUGAUACCCUCACCUGUCGUGACUGCCAGCUCAAUGCCCAUAAGGACCACCAGUAUCAGUUCCUGGAGGAUGCAGUGAGGAACCAGCGUAAGCUGCUAGCUUCACUGGUGAAGCGUCUUGGGGACAAACAUGCUACACUGCAGAAGAGUACCAAGGAGGUUCGCAGCUCGAUUCGCCAGGUGUCUGAUGUGCAGAAGCGUGUGCAGGUUGAUGUCAAGAUGGCCAUCCUGCAGAUCAUGAAGGAGUUGAACAAGCGAGGUCGUGUGCUGGUCAACGAUGCCCAGAAGGUGACUGAGGGGCAGCAGGAACGCCUGGAGCGGCAGCACUGGACCAUGACCAAGAUCCAGAAGCAUCAGGAGCACAUCUUGCGGUUUGCCUCUUGGGCUCUGGAAAGUGACAACAGCACUGCCCUACUGCUUUCUAAGAAGCUGAUCUAUUUCCAGCUGCAUCGAGCCCUUAAAAUGAUUGUGGAUCCUGUGGAGCCACACGGUGAGAUGAAGUUUCAGUGGGACCUCAAUGCCUGGACCAAGAGUGCUGAAGCCUUUGGCAAGAUUGUGGCUGAGCGUCCUGGUACCAACUCCACAGGUCCUCCACCCAUGGCUCCACCACGAGCCCCCGGACCCCUGAGUAAGCAAGGCUCUGGCAGCAGCCAGCCUACGGAGGUACAGGAAGGCUAUGGUUUUGGGUCAGAUGAUCCCUACUCAAGUGCAGAGCCUCAUGUAUCAGGCAUGAAGCGGUCGUCCCGCACAGCUGAGGGUGAGGUGAGUGGCCUCAUGCGCAAGGUGCCCCGGGUGAGCCUUGAACGCCUAGACCUGGACCUUACAGCUGAUAGCCAGCCACCAGUCUUCAAAGUCUUUCCUGGCAGCACCACUGAGGACUACAACCUCAUUGUCAUUGAGAGAGGUGCUGCAGCAGCUGGUCAGUCAGGGGCUGUGCCCCCAGGGGCUCCUGGUGCCUCUCCCCUGCCUGCCAUGGCCAUUGUUAAGGAGGAGGAGACAGAGGCUGCCAUUGGAGCCCCACCCACUGCCACUGAGGGUCCUGAGACCAAGCCUGUGCUCAUGGCUCUGACGGAGGGCCCUGGCCCCGAGGGCCCCCGCUUGGCCUCCCCAAGUGGCAGUACUAGCUCUGGCCUAGAGGUGGUGGCUCCUGAGGGCCCUUCAGCCCCCGCUGGUGGCCCAGGUGCCCUCGAUGACAGCGCCACCAUCUGCCGUGUCUGCCAGAAGCCAGGAGACUUGGUCAUGUGUAACCAGUGCGAGUUUUGCUUCCACCUUGACUGCCAUCUCCCUGCCCUACAGGAUGUGCCAGGGGAGGAGUGGAGCUGCUCACUCUGCCAUGUGCUUCCUGACCUGAAGGAGGAGGAUGGCAGCCUUAGCUUGGAUGGUGGGGAUAGCACUGGUGUAGUGGCCAAGCUCUCACCAGCCAACCAGCGGAAAUGUGAACGUGUCCUGCUGGCGCUGUUCUGCCAUGAGCCCUGCCGCCCUCUACACCAGCUGGUUACUGAUUCUACCUUCUCCCUGGAGCAGCCUGGUGGCACCCUGGACCUAACCCUGAUCCGCGCCCGCCUCCAAGAGAAGCUGUCACCCCCUUACAGUUCUCCACAGGAGUUUGCCCAGGAUGUGGGCCGCAUGUUCAAGCAGUUCAACAAGUUGACUGAGGACAAGGCGGAUGUGCAGUCCAUCAUCGGCCUACAGCGUUUUUUCGAGACACGCAUGAAUGAUGCCUUCGGUGACACCAAGUUCUCUGCUGUGUUGGUGGAGCCCCCGCCGCUGAGUCUGCCCAGUGCUAACCUAAGUUCCCAGGAGCUGUCUGGUGGCCCUGGUGAGGGCCCCUGAAGCCAGAUUGGCUCUGGUCUCUUCUGUCACCCCACGUUUGUCCUCCCCCCACCCCCAGGUGACCUGAUCUCCUCCCUGGUGUCCUCUUCCCUCAGUCUCACAAAAUGGUUUUUACUUCUGUGGAUUUAAUAAAAAUUUCACCAGUUGCUCAGGCCUCUCCUGGUUGUGGGCUCUGGUCCUGA